Molecule: messenger RNA, 516 nt
Organism: Vicia faba (fava bean)
Lineage: Eukaryota; Viridiplantae; Streptophyta; Magnoliopsida; Fabales; Fabaceae
Source: the annotation of a GenBank genome assembly
AUGGAUAAAAUAAUCAAGUUGAACAUGUUCUACAACCUCGAUGAUGCUAUUGAGGUGGAUCAACUUGCAAAUGUUGCAACCAUUUUAACAGUGGAGGAACCAACUUCGCAUCUGGUUUCGACCAAAAGGGCUCGGGACGAGGAACAACAAUCUCCUCGUGGUUAUGCUUCUCGAAAACAGACUUGUGUUGAUGAAGGCGAUGCUUCAGGGCAGGUUGUUGCUAUUGUCUUGACGUCAAACUUAUCCUUCAUCCAUAAUCUUCUCGAGGGGGAUAAGAUGGAAAUAGCUUAUGAUCUUGGUUACAACAUGUUUAAAGUUGCUUCUAAUUUUUCUCUCGUCUCUAUUAGACGGGGUGAGGUAUUGUCUUUUGACAGUCCCUUCAAGGAAAGAGAUACUUGGAAAGAGAAGGCUGAAGCUAUGGAGCUGAAGUGCAACAACCUUCUAUGUGAGCUUAUUACUUUACAGAAAGAGGUUGAAGAUGCAAACUCUUUGCAAGAGACAAUGAAAGUACAUUGA